Venustampulla echinocandica is the source of this 3228-nucleotide messenger RNA. RefSeq lists its product as uncharacterized. Gene Ontology annotation, molecular function: RNA-DNA hybrid ribonuclease activity; nucleic acid binding. The transcript has 3 exons. Bases 1 to 3228 code for a protein of 1075 amino acids. Lineage: Eukaryota; Fungi; Ascomycota; Leotiomycetes; Helotiales; Pleuroascaceae. The record is from RefSeq and is a predicted model, not a curated record.
AUGACUAGAGAAAGUGUCCUAGACCUUACUCUAGUCAGCCCAAGCCUAGCCAGCAAAAUCCAGGACUGGAUCGUACUCCCAGAUCUCGGAUCGGAUCACUACGGUAUUAGCUUCACUAUUGCCGGCAAUACCCGACCGCUAGUCGAUAAUCUAAGUUUGGCCACCGCCUACAAUACCGACCUAGCCGACUGGGGUAUAUUCUCAGAGAAGCUGAAGUCCGGUAUAGUUAACUGUAUAGCUCUCAAUUCACCCGAAUUGAUAACUAUACUUAAUUAUACGAACUCCUUAGCUAUACUUGAGGAAGAAGAGAGUAGUAUAACUAUACUACUUGACGAAGCUUCCAAAGAGUUAACUAAGGCGGUUACGGAGGCGGCGGACCUAAGUAUCCCAAAAAGGAAGGUAGGGGCUAGGGUUAAGCCUUGGUGGAACGAUAGCCUUAAGGAACUACGCCAGAAAAUGAUCCGGAAUCAACGAACGUUUAUCCGGUAUAGCUAUAACUAUACCGCUAAACGCGACUACCUUAUAGCUAAAAACGCCUACUUUUUAGCUAUAAAACAAGCUAAACGGAGCCACUGGAACGACUUUCUUGAAAAGGAGGAUCCAAAGACGAUUUUCAAGGCUAUGGCCUAUACCAGGGACCGACAGAUCGAACUAAUACCACCUAUUCAGGCUAGUACCGAUCCGGAACACCUAGAGUCCUCAUUUGCCGGCAAAUGCUCUAGUUUUCGCUCUACGCUCUUCCCACCGCCCCCUGAAGCUCCAAAGCCAACUUGGAAUAGCUAUACCCCUUCGAAUAAGUGGCUUUGGCCUAACUUAACUAUACCGGAGCUAGCUACGGCUUGUACGACUAAGCUUAAGGGCAAAACACCUGGACCGGAUCUAAUUACGCAAGUAAUUAUCCAACACGCCUAUAACGCUAUCCCGGAGGUCUUUUUUAGGCUCUUUUCGGUACUAAUAGACGUCGGCUAUCACCCUACCUACUGGAAACAAGCUACCGGAGCUAUUCUCAAAAAGCCAGGAAAGCCUAAUUACGCCUUACCUAAGGCGUAUAGGGUAAUAUCACUACUUAAUUGCUUAGGCAAGGUCAGCGAACGGAUUCUAGCUCAACGACUAGGCUAUUUAGCUGAAACAACUCAACUACUCCACCCUAGCCAAAUAGGGGGUAGGCUUAAAAAGUCGGCUAUUGACGCAGCUUUACUCUUCAAUAACGAGGUCGAAAUAGGCCUAAAAAGGAAGCAAAAGACGUCGGCUUUACUAUUAGACGUCAAAGGAGCCUUCGAUCACUCGUUCCUUAGUAAUCGACAGUUACGCCUAGCCUUUGACGGCCAAAUAGAGCAAUUUGCCGCCCUUAAUACCGGUAUCCCCCAAGGCUCUCCGAUAUCACCUAUCCUAUUCCUUAUUUAUAUAAGGGGCCUCUUUACCGGUAUAGUUACAGCCCGUCCACUCUCCUAUAUCGACGAUAUAGCUCUAAUAGUUACUACACCUAACUAUACGAGUAAUAUUAAGAUAUUAGAGAAAGAGGCAGCUAGGCUAUUCGAUCAAGGGGCUAAAAGUGCGAUUCAAUUCGAUCUAGCCAAGACCGAACUAAUCCACUUCGGGCCGAGUAAAGCCAAGCUACGCCUACCGGAUCAAACUCGAAUAGAGCCUAAACAGCUAGUCCGGUGGCUCGCCCAAGCUAAAUCGGCUUUCUUACGCCUAGCCCGACUAGCUAAUACCGAACGUGGCUUAUCCCCGGCAGCUAUACGCCAGCUAUAUAUAGCCUGCGUUACAAGUAUAGCCGAUUACGGAUCGAUUAUUUGGUGGCGAGGCCAAGCCGGCUUCAAAAAGCGACUCCAGGAGCUCCAAAACCUAGCUUUACGCAAGAUAUUAGGGGUAUUCAAAACAGCCCCUAUCGUACCAAUGGAAGUGGAGGCCAGCUUACCCCCCCCUGAAAUCCGGCUUAAUAGCUCAAUCCGGCAAUACGCUCUCCGGCUUACUAGGCUCUCUAAAAGCCACCCGGUUAAUAUAGAAGCUAGUAAAAAUACCGAAAGAGCUAGAGCCGAUUUAGCUAACGCCUCGAUAGCUAGACGGUACCUAGCUAGGCCUGAUUCGGAUUCGGAUUCAGCUUCAGAUUCGGAACUUAACUAUACUGAACCGACAUUAGCUAUACAGCUUGACCGGAUUAUCGGCUCAAUUAGCUAUAUAGUUAGCGAUAGCUACGAACGAACCCAGCACUUCCAAUUCCCUCCCUGGGCCCGAAAAACACCUUAUUCGGUCGAAAUCAGUCAAUUGCCCAAAGAGGAAGAAGCAUUGGCCCAUAAUACCUUAAUAUCGAUCCCAAAUACCCGAAUUACCCACGUUUACUCCGACGCUUCCUAUAUACCCGACGGUAUAGGUGUCGGAGUCGGUAUAGCUAUACCUACUCGGUAUAGUAGUAUAGUUAAUAUCGGGGCCGAACAGCUUGUUUACAACGGAGAACUUGAAGGGGUUACGCAGGCUAUUGAGUACGUUAGCUCAAUAGCUAUACCCCGGCAGAAAUACCGGAUCUAUUCGGAUAAUCAGGCCGGUCUACACCGCCUAAAAACGCCUAGCGAUAACCCUGGCCAAGAUUGCCAAAUUAGGGCUAUCCAGGCUACCGAAGUAGCAAUUCGAAAAGGAGCUAGUAUCGAGCUAGCGUGGGUCCCAGGGCAUACCGAUAUUGAAGGAAACGAGCUUGCUGAUCGCUUAGCUAAGCAAGCUACACUUGAGGAGCCUAGCUCUAAUAGUACUAGCUUCGCCUACCUAGGAAUGAAAAUCAAAGGAAUUCGCAGGGCUGAGUGGUUAAGUUAUUUAACUAACUAUACAACGAAUAAGCCCAAUUCCAACCCAAAUAGCUAUACCCGCAAGUUUAUCUGGAAAAUAGGGGCUAGACCCCUAAUUCCACCUAAUACGAAAAGGGAAAUAGCUAGUGCCUUUUAUCAGCUCAAGCUAGGCCACGGAUACCUCAAAUCGUACCUAUUUAGGCUAGAUCGCUCCAAUAGCGAUCUAUGCCGGUGCGGCAAGAGAGAGACCCCUGAACACCUACUCCUUAGCUGUUCGGAGUACAAAGGAGCUAGAUCGGCACUCAAAUCGGAACUUAGGGGGGUUAGGCUCACCCUACCCCUUUUAUUACACACCAAGGUCGGAAUAGCGGCGACGAUUAACUUCCUAAAGGAGACUAAGAUCGUAACGAGGCGGUGGCACUUAGAGAGGGCGGAGGAGGAGUAUUAA